Nannospalax galili (Upper Galilee mountains blind mole rat) is the source of this 1259-nucleotide messenger RNA. RefSeq names its product C-type lectin domain family 2 member D11. The record is from RefSeq and is a predicted model, not a curated record. Gene Ontology annotation, cellular component: external side of plasma membrane. NCBI's taxonomy places the organism in Eukaryota, Metazoa, Chordata, Mammalia, Rodentia, Spalacidae. The transcript has 5 exons. The coding region runs from base 61 to 690 and encodes 209 amino acids.
AUUCUCUCUAGGCAGAUGCUAUGAGUUUCAGAAUCCUCCUGGGCUCAGCCAACCACAAAGAUGAGUGCCACAGAGUGCAUGCUGAAGACAGAACUCACCUCCCCAGAUGGCUUGCAUGAGGCAGAAAAGGGUAAAAAACUCCAAAGAAAAUGUUUAACACUUGCUUCUCCUGUAACAUCCACCAAGCUUUGCCUCUGCUGUCUGCUGACCACUGUCCUCACUGCAGCUGUAGUUGGGCUUUCUGUUGCUUUGUUAGUGAGAAAGCCAGAACAGGCCAUCUCGAACCCUAUCUACUAUCCUUCCUGCCCAAGAAACUGGAUUGGAUUUGGAAAUAAAUGCUACUAUUUUUCUGAAGACACAAGAAAUUGGACACACAGUGAGAAUUUCUGUAUGGCAUUGCAAGCUGUACUCGCUCAGUUUGAAAAUCUGGAAGACCUGAAUUUCCUGAGGAGAUAUAAAGGCCCUUCUGAUCACUGGAUCGGCCUGCACAGAGAAUCAUCAGGACAGCCUUGGAAGUGGACAGACAACACUGAAUACAACAACACGGUUUCCAUCCGAGGAGUGGGAGAACACGCCUACCUGAAUGACAAUGGAAUUAGCAGUGCCAGGGUCUAUGCAGAUAGGAAGUGGAUUUGUAGCAAGCCCAACAGCUACAUUCUCCAGUGCCAAAUACCUUCUACUUAUUUUUAGACUGUAGCAGAGGUGCAUUUUAAUUUGCUAUCUGCAGUUGUCAAACUGUUAUUCAAAUUAUCAAAUUGUUAUCCAAUGCAUCAUACAUGUAUUGACAGCAAAGAUGAAAACCAGAUUAGAGGACUAUGCACAUGGGACAUAGAAAUGAUUCUAAAUUACACAGGGGUUUUCAGAUGAGCUGGUUCUCGUAUUUUAAAGCUAAAGUUUAAUCAUAUCGGUGUAAGUGAACUCCACUUCUGGGACAUUGAAUUUUUGCACAUAGUCAAUCUUUGCUGUGAAUACAUGGGAUCAUAAAGAGAGCAGCAACGAAAGUCAUGGAAGUGAUUUUUAAUAAUCAUAAGAAAGACGAUAAUUGGUCCAUAGUCUUCAAAAACUUCAAAGUCAUAUCUACAAUUUUUUACAAAGUUCAAUUACCAACCUAAAGGAGAAUUUGAAAGUAUUACGCUAAGAUUUACUUUACAAUUUAAUUUAAAACAUUAGGAACAUUGUCAAAAAACACUUUAGUUCUCAGCGUCCAUGUUUUCAAUUACAGUGUCUUAAGUAGAUAUAAAGACAAAUGACAUUUUAAU